AUGAAGAAAUUUGGCGACCGUGCCGGCCACGGCAGGCCCAAGGAGGUGGAGGAAGCUGCGAAGAAGAAGCGCGAGAAGCGCGAGAAGGACCGCCUGAAAUCGCUCGCGGCCGGCGGAACCUCCGCGGCCGGCGCCGGCGGCGACGUCGGGUUGGAUCUGCUCGGGAAGAAGUCGACCAAGCGGCAGAAGCGCGGCGGAGGCGCCGGCGCCGGCGGCGCGGGUGGCGGGCUGGGGGGCCCGGGUUUUCAGGAGGACACGGUGCUGUCAUUGGUCGACGACGGGAUGUACCGCCCGCGCACGCGCGAGACGCGCGCCGCGUACGAGCUUCUGCUGAGCCUCAUCCAGCAGCAGUUCGGGGACCAACCGCAGGACGUGCUGCGCGGCGCGGCGGACGAGGUUCUAACGGUUCUUAAAGACGACAAGCUGACGGAUCCGGAGCGGAAGCGCGAGAUCGAGAAGCUGCUGAACGCGAUGCCGAACGAGCGGUUCGCGGAGUUCGUUGCGCUAGGGAAGCGCAUCACGGACUACGAGCAGGGCGGAGGCGGAGGGGGCGGCGGAGGCGGAGGCGGAGCCGGCGGAGACGGGGAAGGCGGAGCGGGGGAGGCGCUAGACGACGAUAUCGGCGUGGCUGUGGAAUUCGAAGAGGAGGAAGAUGAGGACGACGAAGACUUAGACGAGAUUCAGGAGGAGGAUGAGGACGAGGAGGAGGAGGAGGGCGCGGAAGGCGGAGACGGCGGAGACGGCGCGGGGGACGGCGGAAUGCAGAUGGCGGGCGGGCUGGAUGACGACGAGGAGCGCGAGGAGGAGGGGCUGAGCGUGCAGGACAUCGACGCCUAUUGGCUGCAGCGCAAGAUUGCGCAGGCGUACGCCACGUCAGCAGGCGGGGGGAUCGACCCGCAGCAGAGCCAGAAGCUCGCGGCGGAAGCGCUGGCGAUUUUGGAGGCGGCGGGCGGCGGGGAAGGGGAUGGCGGAGGGGGAAGCGGAGGCGGAGGGGGAGGGGGGGCGUCGGGAUGGGGCGCGGGCGCGGGCGCGGACGAGCAGCAGCUUGAGGCGGAGAAUAAGCUCGUGCGGCUUCUGGAUUACGAUAAAUUCGAUUUAAUCAAGCUUUUACUGCGCAACCGGCUCAAGAUUGUAUGGUGUACGCGGCUGGCGCGCGCGGAGGACGACGCGGAGCGGAAGCGCAUCGAGGGGGAGAUGACGGAGAAGGGGGACCGCGCGCUGCGCGCGAUUCUGGAGCAGCUGCACGCGACGCGCGCGUCCGCCAAGGAGAGGCAGCGGAACCUGGAGCGCAGCAUCCGCGAGGAGGCGCGGAAGCUGCGCGAAGGGGGCGCGGGAGGCGCGGCGGGCGCGGGGGAGGGGAUGGAGGGCGACGAGAUGGAGAUUGGGCGGAAGGGGGAGAGGGGGGGAAAGGGCGCGGAGGAGGGGGAAGCGGGGGGAGGGGGAGGCGGAAGAGGUGGGGCGGGCGGAGGGGGAGGGUGGUUGAAGGGGCAGCGACAGAUUCUAGAUCUAGAUUCCCUCGGUUUCUCCCAGGGCGGAUGGCUUAUGGCCAACAAACGUUGCGAGCUGCCCGAAGGCUCAUACCGGGCACCCAAAAAAGGUUACGAGGAGGUCCACGUGCCCGCACUGAAGCCGAAACCUCUGGCCAAGGGCGAGGAGCUGGUGAAAAUUUCCGACCUGCCCGAGUGGGCUCAGCCUGCGUUCGGCGAGACGAAAACCCUAAACCGUAUUCAGAGCAGGGUUUAUGAAACGGCACUAUUUACCCCGGAAAAUAUGCUGCUCUGCGCGCCGACCGGGGCAGGAAAAACAAACGUCGCGAUGCUGACGAUUCUGCAUGAAAUUGGGCUGCACAGGAGGGAGGACGGGAGUAUUGACCUGUCGGGCUUUAAGAUUGUGUAUGUGGCGCCUAUGAAAGCGCUGGUGGCGGAACUGGUGGGGAAUUUGGGGAAUCGGCUGAAGGAGUAUGGCGUGAGCGUGAAGGAGCUGACUGGUGAUGCCUCGCUGACUCGCCAGCAGAUCGAAGAGACCCAGAUCAUCGUCACCACCCCAGAGAAGUGGGACAUCAUAACCCGAAAAGCCGGAGACCGCACGUACACACAGCUAGUGAAGCUGGUGAUCAUCGACGAGAUCCACCUGCUGCACGACCACCGCGGACCCGUCCUCGAGAGCAUCGUCGCGCGAACCGUGCGGCAAGUCGAGAGCACCCAGGAGAUGAUCCGGCUCGUCGGCCUCUCCGCCACUCUCCCGAACUACGAGGACGUGGCGAUUUUCCUGCGGGUCGAUCUGGACAAGGGGCUGUUUUACUUUGACAACUCGUUCCGCCCGUGCCCGCUCGCGCAGCAGUACAUUGGGAUUACCGUUCGGAAGCCGCUGCAGCGGUUUCAGCUGAUGAAUGAGAUUUGUUAUGAGAAAGUGGUGGAGUGCGCGGGCCGGCACCAGGUGCUGGUUUUUGUCCAUUCCCGGAAAGAGACGGGGAAGACGGCCCGCGCGGUGCGCGACGCGGCGCUGGCGGCGGAUACCCUGGGGCGGUUUCUGAAGGAGGAUGGGGCGAGCAGGGAGAUUCUGGCGAGUGAGGCGGAGAGUGUGAUGAGUGGCGAGUUGAGGGACCUGCUGCCGUAUGGGUUUGCCAUUCACCAUGCUGGGCUGGCAAGAGCUGAUAGGACGCUCGUGGAAGACUUGUUUGCUGAUGGGCACAUUCAGGUGCUUGUGUCAACUGCUACGCUUGCAUGGGGUGUCAACCUGCCGGCCCACACGGUCAUUAUCAAGGGCACUCAGGUGUACAACCCAGAGAAGGGAGCAUGGACGGAGCUCUCCCCCUUGGACGUCAUGCAGAUGCUGGGGCGAGCAGGGCGCCCGCAGUACGACACGUACGGGGAGGGUGUGAUUAUAACGGGGCAUGGCGAGCUGCAGUUCUACCUCUCGCUGCUGAACCAGCAGCUCCCCAUAGAGUCACAGCUGCUGUCCCGCCUGGCGGAUAGCUUGAAUGCUGAAGCGGUGCUGGGGACGGUGCACAACGCAAGAGAGGCGUGCAGGUGGCUGGGCUCGUACCUGUACAUCCGCAUGCUGCGCAACCCCACUCUGUACGGCAUCUCGGCAGAGGAGGCUGAGAGGGAUCCUGUGUUGGAAGAGAGGCGGGCGGACCUGAUCCACUCGGCAGCGGUGCAGCUGGACCGCAACAACCUCAUGAAGUACGACCGCAAGUCGGGCGUUUUCCAGGUGACCGAUCUGGGCCGCAUCGCUUCCUUUUACUAUAUAUCUCAUGGCACAAUAGCCACGUACAACGAGCACUUAAAGCCCACGAUGGGCGACAUCGACCUGUGCCGCCUCUUCUCCCUCUCCGAGGAGUUCAAGUACGUGGGCGUGCGCGAGGAGGAGAAGCUGGAGCUCGCCAAGCUGCUGGAGCGAGUGCCUAUUCCUGUGAAGGAGGGGAUAGAGGAGCCCAGCGCCAAGAUCAACGUGCUGCUGCAGGCAUACAUCAGUCAGCUUCAGCUGGACGGGCUUUCCCUCGUCUCUGACAUGGUCUACGUCACUCAGUCUGCCGGUCGGCUUAUGAGAGCAUUGUUUGAGAUCGUUCUCAGGAGGGGGUGGGCACGCCUAGCAGAGAGGGCACUGAACCUCUGCAAGAUGGUGUCUCGCCGCAUGUGGGCAGCGCAGUCGCCUCUGAGGCAGUUCAAGGGGGUGCCUCUUGAGAUCAUCGCAAAGCUCGAAAGGAAGGACCUCGUGUGGGAGCGAUACUACGACCUCUCGUCCCAGGUGGGAAGGGAUUGGGAUGCGGUGAACCUCGAUCUCACUAUAACGCCCGACUUCCAGUGGGAGGAGAAGCUGCACGACUUUGUCGAGCCCUUCUGGGUGUGGACGAGAGAAGAGGACCACACUGCCCCACUCUCACUGCUUCUUCCUUGUUUCCCCGCUCCCCCCCUCCCCCUUGCCUCCCGCCUAUCUUUGUCCUUGAAUCCCCUGCCCAUUGCCCAUUUCCCUCGCCUGGAGCUGGCGGCCCAGGUCCUCCCCAUAACCCGUUCAGUGCUGCGCGUGGAUCUCACCAUAACGCCCGACUUCCAGUGGGAGGAGAAGCUGCACGGCUUCGUCGAGCCCUUCUGGGUCAUCGUGGAGGAUCAUGACGGAGACACCAUUCUCCACCACGAGCUUUUCCUUCUCAAGAUGCAGUACGCGCAGGAAGAUCACUACCUCUCGUUCACCGUCCCGAUCUUUGAGCCGCUGCCGCCGCAGUAUUUCGUCAAGGUCGUUUCGGACCGUUGGAUCGGCGCGCAGACCGUGCUGCCCGUGAGCUUCCGCCACCUGAUUCUGCCCGAGAAAUUCCCGCCGCCCACCGAGCUGCUCGACCUGCAGCCGCUGCCGGUUACCGCGUUACGGAACGCGGCGUUCGAGGCGCUGUACGCGGGGGAAGCAGCGGCAGGCCUGGUUUCCACCGACCCGUCCGGCGGCGCAGGUUCGGGGGCGGUUCGGCGGGGCAUUUCGCAUUUUAACCCCAUUCAGACGCAGGUGUUUACGGUUUUAUACAACACCGACGACAACGUUCUUCUCGCUGCGCCCACGGGCAGCGGGAAAACAAUCUGUGCGGAAUUCGCAAUCCUUCGCAUGCUGCAGGCGAAGGCCUCCGGCGGGGGCUCGGGCAGCCCGGACGAAAUUUCGUACGGCGGGCGGUGUGUGUACGUGGCACCAGUGGAGGCGAUUGUGAAGGAGAGGGCGAAGGAGUGGGGGGAGAGGUUCGGGAAAGUGCUGGGCGGAGGGGGGAAGGUGAAGGUGGGGGAGCUUACGGGGGAGAGUGGGACGGAUCUGAAGCUUCUGGAGAAGUGCAAUAUCGUUGUCAGCACGCCGGAGCGAUGGGACCAGCUGAGCCGACGCUGGAAGCAGAGGCGCGCUGUGCAGCAGGUGGACCUGUUCAUUGUCGACGAGCUUCACCUCAUAGGAGGCCACAACGGCUCCAUCCUGGAGGUCAUCACCUCGCGCAUGCGCUACAUAAGCUCCCAAUCCGCCGCAGCAGCAGCGGCAGGGGGCGGGCUGGGGGCGUCCGGAGGGGCCAACAGCCAGCAGGCGGCAGGAGGGCACAGGAUAAGAAUAGUCGCGCUGGCGGCGUCGCUGGCGAAUGCGCGGGAUCUGGGCGAGUGGGUGGGGGCGAGCUCGCACGGGCUCUUCAACUUCUCCCCCGCCGUGCGGCCAGUUCCUUUGGAAAUCCACAUUCAAGGCUUCGAUGUCUCCAACUUCGAUGCGCGCAUGCAGGCCAUGACCAAGCCAGCCUACACGGCCAUAAUGAACCACACCGCUCGCUCCAGCAAGCCCGCGCUCGUCUUCGUCCCCACCCGCAAGCACGCGCGCCUCACCGCUCUCGACCUCUGCGCCUACGCUGCCGGGGACGCCGGCGCCACUCUCGCAGCCACAGGGACCUCUGAUGGGGCCUCGUCUGCGGCUAUAGCGGCAGCGUCGCCGUUUCUGCAUUGCGGGGAGGGGGACUUGGCGCCGUUUCUGGCGCGCGUGAAGGACGAGGGGCUGCGGCACGGGCUGACGUUUGGAGUGGCGUAUCUGCACGAGGGGUUGAGUGCGGUGGAGCAGGAGGUGGUGCGGCAGCUGUUCACUGCUGGGGCUAUCCAGGUCUGUGUGGCAGUCAGCUCCCUGUGCUGGUCAAUCUUUCCAGCCAACCUGGUGGUCAUCAUGGGAACACAGUACUAUGACGCCAGGGGAGGGGGAGGCGGGUCUGGGGGAGGUGCAUCUGCCGUCGCGGGUGGCAGCGGGGGCGGCAGGGUGGACUAUCCAGUGACUGAUUUGCUGCAGAUGAUGGGGCGAGCCUCCAGGCCCGGCCUUGACGACGCCGGUCGCUGUGUCAUCUUCUGCCACUCGGCCCGCAAGGAGUAUUACAAGAAAUUCCUCCUCGAGCCUCUCCCAGUCGAGUCCCACCUCGACCAGCAUCUGCACGACCCUCUCAACGCCGAAGUGGUCGUGCGAACCGUCGAGAACAAGCAGGAUGCCGUUGACUACCUCACCUGGUCCUUCCUCUACCGCCGCCUCACCCAGAACCCCAACUACUACAACCUCACCGGCACCUCCCAUCGCCACCUCAGCGACCACCUCUCCGAGCUAAUCGAAACGACGCUCUCCGACCUCGAAGCUUCCAAGUGCGUCGCGAUCGAAGACGACAUGGACCUAUCUCCUCUCAACCUCGGGAUGAUCGCGGCGUAUUAUUACAUCUCCUACACCACCAUUGAGGCGUUUUCGGGGUCGCUGGGGCCGAAGACAAGGCUGAAGGGGUUGAUAGAGGUGGUGGCGAGUGCCAGGGAGUACGGCGAGCUGCCCAUGCGGCCGGGCGAGGAGGAGCAGGUGCGCAAGAUGCUGCACCACCAGCGGUUUGGAGUCGAGAAGCCGAACCUGUCAGACCCGCACCUUAAGGCCAACGUGCUUCUGCAGGCCCAUUUCGCCCGCCACGUUGUGACGGGCCCUUUGGCCCAGGACCAGCGCGCGGUGCUGAUGGAAGCGUCCAGGCUGCUGCAGGCCAUGGUGGAUGUGCUCUCCAGCUCCGGCUGGCUCUCCCCUGCCCUUGCCGCCAUGGAGCUCUCCCAGAUGGUCACACAG
This is a messenger RNA of Closterium sp. Yama58-4, 6579 nucleotides long. The record is from the annotation of a GenBank genome assembly. Lineage: Eukaryota; Viridiplantae; Streptophyta; Zygnematophyceae; Desmidiales; Closteriaceae.